AAUCCUCCCUUCUCCUCCAGUCUCGCCUUCGCAUCCACAGCUGACGAUGACCAACCUUUUAGCUGGCAGCGCUACGGAACUUAGCGACCAGCUAGCUCUCCUUAGUAGCGUCGUUUAAAAUGUGUACGCUAUGACCGUGUUGCUGUUUUACUUCAGCGAAGGUGUGUUACGGCGGAAUAUAGACGGGUGGUGUAAAUGUGUCCUGAUACCCGAGUACCACGCUCAGCUUGUUGUUCCUCUCGUUACCUAACUUGUGUAGUCCGACGGGAGAAUCGGAGGAGGGUCCAGCUAUCGAAGCUAACAGCUCGGAGGCUAGCUCAUACACAACGCAGCUACCUUGUUAGCUUUCUGGUUUGUUAACUACUUUGGUCUGGCUCGACUGCGCUUUGAAUGGUGUUUCUUUUACAAGAUAGCACCCGAUCCAUCCAGUCCUGGAUGAGAGGUUGACUGAAGCCUUUGGUUGCCUGUGAUGUUCCGAGCUUUCCUGGCUGCAUCACCAGACCUUUUCUGGUUCAUUUUAGUAGCCAUUUAUCACUAGUCCCACACAAGUCUCUGCUUGGCAACAGUAUGGUCUUUUGCACUGGCCCCACCCAGCCCACAGGGACAAGAACCCCCCAAAACCAAGCUCUCCAAAUGAUAUGAUAGUAGCCACCUGGAUUACUUUCUGUGCCUGCAGGAGCCUUGUACAGGUUCUGCUCUUCCUCUCUUCCUCAAAGUCCCUUCAUCCAUUCUGGGAAACACUUGCCAGUUUGGUCUCCAACUCUGGAACCAUGGGUAAUAGCUGUGUAUGUCGAGAAGAUAGUGACUUAGAGGACCAACAUCAUGGUUCAUCGAGAGCAACCCGAGGACAAGCUAGGCGGGUGGAUCACAGUGCAGGUGUGGGUGCUGACGCCGCAGAGGCUCGGAGCAGUCGGCCCAGGGACCCGGUUAGGCCACCUCGUCGAGGUCGAGGGCCUCAUGAGCCGAGACGGAAAAAGCAGAAUGUAGAUGGCCUGGUGCUGGACACGCUGGCUGUCAUCAGGACACUUGUAGACAAUGAUCAAGAGCCUCCUUACUCCAUGAUCACGCUGCAUGAGAUGGCAGAGACGGAUGACGGCUGGCUGGAGGUUGUCCAGUCUCUGAUACGAGUGAUUCCACUGGAUGAUCCACUAGGCCCUGCAGUGAUCACACUUCUCCUGGAUGAGUGUCCUCUACCCACCAAGGAUGCUCUCCAGAAACUCUCGGACAUGUUGAGUCUGAGUUCAGCCGUUGCACAACAAGACGCUCUAAACCCCGCUAAACACAGAAACACCACUGCGGUCCUGGGAUGCCUGGCAGAGAAGCUAGCCGGAUUGCCCAGUAUUGGGUUGUUGAGCCCUGGAACCCUUGAAUACCUUCUAGAGAGCCUGAGCUCCGAGGCCCACCCCACUGUCAUGCUGUUUGCUCUCAUCGCUUUGGAGAAGUUCUCUCAGACAAGCGAGAACAAGCUGACUGUGUCCGAGUCUUCGAUCAGCGAUCGUCUGGCUGUUCUGGAGUCUUGGGCAGAACAUCCUGACUAUCUAAAGAGGCAGGUUGGAUUUUGUGCACAGUGGAGCCUUGACAACUUGUUCCUAAAGGACGGUCGUCAGUUCACUUACGAAAAAGUCAACCUCACGAAUAUCAACGCCAUGCUGAACAGCAACGAUGUUAGCGAGUACCUCAAGAUCUCCCCGACUGGACUCGAGGCGCGAUGUGAUGCCUCAUCCUUUGAGAGCGUGCGCUGUACAUUCUGUGUGGAUUCGGGCGUUUGGUACUACGAGGUGACGGUUAUCACAUCGGGGGUGAUGCAGAUCGGAUGGGCCACCAAGGACAGCAAGUUCCUAAACCAUGAAGGUUAUGGAAUAGGAGAUGAUGAAUACUCGUGUGCGUACGAUGGCUGCAGGCAGCUAAUCUGGUACAACGCUCGCAGUAAACCUCAUGCUCACCCCUGCUGGAAGGAGGGAGAUGCCAUCGGCUUCCUGUUGGAUCUCAGCAAAAAGCAGAUGAUCUUUUACCUGAACGGACAUCAGCUCCCGCCAGAGAAACAGGUGUUCUCAUCUGCCACGUCCGGCUUCUUUGCGGCAGCCAGCUUCAUGUCGUACCAGCAGUGUGAGUUUAACUUCGGGGCCAAGCCUUUCCGUCACCCACCUUCUGUCAAGUUCAGCACCUUCAAUGACUUUGCUUCACUGCUGCCCAGUGAAAAGAUCAUCCUGCCCAGACACCGGCGUCUGGCCUUAAUGAGGCAGGUUAGCAUCCGAGACAACUGCUGCACGCUGUGUUGUGACGUCAUGGCCGACACAGAGCUGCGGCCCUGUGGACAUGGUGGUAUGUGUAUGGAGUGUGCCUUACAGUUAGAGACGUGCCCCCUCUGCCGCCACGACAUCCAGACCCGCGUUAGACUCAUUGCACACGUCUCCUGACACACUUCCUGCGCUCGCUCCAGUAAACGGAGGCACACAAGCCCUUUAGCUUCCUCCUCCUCCUCUAAUCCCCUCUUACCCCACAGGGCUGCGAGGACGUUGCCACAGUGUGGCGAUGAUGGCAGAACGCUGAAUUCUGGUCAGACGAGAUGGCGGCAAUGGAGGGUGGAUAGAUGAAAGAAAGGAGAUGAGAGGAGGGGCAAAAAACCGACAGCUGGAACCCCCAGGAGCUUUUCCUCGUCUAUCUACAUCUCCUCUUUUAUAUCCUUCUGACAACUCGCUGCAGAAGCUGGGCCAAGAAAACUUUCUACUUUUUUUUUUUUCCAAAUAAAAGCGCAGAGACCGUGUAACUCGGCUACAGACAGAACCGAGUUCUUAUCUCCAGGCCCGUGUAAAGCUAUUUAAAAACAAAGAACCUUUCCAUCACGAGGACCCCACUUGUGCUUUCAGUCCUGAGGCUGCUACUAUUUAACCCCAUCGCCGUCAUGCACACGUCUGCAGACGUGACAGGGCUUGGUCACAGAGGAAAACGCAGCCUGUAGUACAGUAUUAAACCGAAGGUACAAACUUGAAA
Molecule: messenger RNA, 2991 nt
Organism: Maylandia zebra (zebra mbuna)
Lineage: Eukaryota; Metazoa; Chordata; Actinopteri; Cichliformes; Cichlidae
Gene: rspry1
Product: ring finger and SPRY domain containing 1
Cellular component (GO): cytoplasm
Molecular function (GO): ubiquitin-protein transferase activity; protein binding
Source: RefSeq, a predicted model, not a curated record